GUCCGCUUAUAAAAAUACCCCCGCCAAUACUCGUCUCCCCCAACAGUUCCUUUUACACACUCCUCCAACACCUCCUCCUCCUCCUCUUCCCCCUCCCCCUGCUGCUGCUACCCCAGCGGUGCCUGCCACCCAACCUUAAGACACUUCUUAGUCUGACAGAACCCAUCUUGCCUCCGUCUCGCAUUUGUAUUUCUGCCAUCUUAGAAGAGAUCUGUCAUUUGGCCCCGCUCAUAUUCGAUCGUAUUUGAAUCGAGUGCGUACAGUGAUCAAGUUCUUAUUGACUGGUGACAUAAAGUCGGUGUUCGCCUGUUUUGUUUACAGGCUCUUCUCAUAGUAAUACUUGCGACGUUGCCAAGUCACCGUCAUCGUUAAGGUUGACGAUGUCUUCUUUUGGGCUGCUCGUUGAAAGGAAUCGCUGAAAGAGUGUAGAAACGCUUCGAAAUGGACACGGAGAGUAUACUCUUUGUGUAGGGAGCAAUGACAAGUCUGAUUACCUCGCCAAUAACCCCUAUCUAAAUUCGAGAUUCCUCCUCACAUUUCGUAGUAGCUUACUCUAGUGCGUGAGUGCGCCAUUGAAUGUGCGGGGGAGGGAUCUUGAAUCGGUUGGCAGUGAGGAGCGUGACUCUGGCACCGAGUCUGAUGACGAGCAACCUUACGAGGAGCCCGAGCCUGGUAUGUGGUGGUGCCUGUCAACUGUGAAAGUGAUUCCCUGCAACCAUCAUUCCCUGCAACAAUGACCCUGCACCAAGAAUCCUUCUGCAACAUUCCUCCUGGCCAUGAGCACAACAUCUUUCUUCCUCUGUGAGGCAGCGAGAUGUCGAGUGAAGUGUCGAGUGGGUGUAGCGUGAGAUCGCGCCCCACUAGCCAGACCAGCACAGAUACACUCACUUGCGACGAUCUCCCCAUGGCUGGCGAUGCCCCUGAUAUGCCUCCACCAUCCACCAUUCCCCAGUCAUCUGUUUCCUCAUCAACAGGCCCCUAUCAUCACCCACCACAUUUACAUCAUCACCACCACCACCAUCAUCAUCAUCACCUUCAUCACAGUCAUCAUCAUCCACAUCCUGGGAGGAGGGCGCGAACUCCCCGUCACCCACACCCAUCUUUAAGAACCCCUGACCCACCUAGAGAGUCUCCUGCUUUAGAGUCUCCCAUUGAACCAUUUCUGGACUCUGCAUUUGUGAGUGACUGUGAUGCAUGUGAUCCUGUGGAACACCAUUCGUCUGAGGAGGAAUUGGAAACCCUUACAGGAUCAUGGUCUCGGGAAACAGGACCACCUGAGAAACGCAAGUGGUCACAAGUAGCCAGACUCUCUCUAACAGACUCAGGAAGCAGUGACGAGGAAGUAUGUGUGUUGACCACCGGGUCACGCCCACCCGUCCAGUUUAGAACCUCCCCUCCCCUUGAGGCUCACAAACCCUUACGUUCUGUAUCUCCACCCACGAAAAUGCUUAGUUUAGCCAGCAGUGGACGAGAAAAUCUAUUAUCAGCUGGUGGAGCCACAGGUGGCAGUGGUUCACCUGAAGGUGCCACUGGUAGUAGUGAGGGUGGAAGCACUCCUAGGGCAGAGGGUGGAGCCAGGGCUGCAUCACCUCGUAAGAGACACAGACAGACACCUCGUCCUCACCAGAUGCACCGCCCAUGUCUAGACUUUGAGAAAAUGCAACAGAUGAAAAACCGAGCGGUGACACAGUGGAGGAAUGGGGGUGAACUUUCCCUCUCAUUCUGCUAGUUUUCCGCAGCUUCCUGGCAUCAUUUAGUUCCCACAAGCAAGUUUUUUUGGGCAGAUAUGUUUUCUACUUUAGAAACAGAGUUACACUGAGCAAAGACAAGAAUUGUUUUGCUGGUUUCAAAACAGAUUUUAUUGGUUUGUGCACCCUCAGUUCAGUAUUAUUUAAGGCCAAGGUUUCAAAAUUAUAAUUUUAAUGUAAGUGGGAGAUCAAUAGCUGUUUUUGUUUAGUUUCUCACACUGCCUUAUUUUGUAUACUGUAUAAAUAUCGGUUAGAGUACAUCCCAAAAUAUCACUGUAUAGUAAUUUUAUAUUUAAUAAUAGGGAUUAAUUGAUAUUUUGAUUUUUAUGUGGAUAAUUUCUGUUCCAUUGAAAAUUCAGAAAGCCAGAGAAAAAAUUUUACGAGUUACGACAGCUAGAUUUGUAUACAUGCAAUGAUCUUGUAAAAUCAAAUGUGGAGGGACUGUGAAUAUUCUUGUAUAAUCUUUGCAAUAGAGAUUUACUGUCAUCUGUAGCUUCAUAGAAUAUGAAAAGUGCAAGCAUAGAGUGAAAGUGGACAAGAGUGAACGAGCUGAUGUUCCAGGAGUGAGAGCGUGUAUAUCUGCCCAAUUUUGUACCUGAUUCCUAAUUUAAUAUGUAAAAUACUUGCAGGUUAAUGGUAGACUGUAUGCAGUAUUGAAGUAAAUGGUGAAAAUUGAAAGAAAGGUUUUUUUUUUAUUUGAUAGUGGCAAAAGGUCAUGGUUUUAAAUAAUGCCCAGUUAAAGUACAAUAUUUGAGAGAUAAGAUGAUAACAAAAAUACAAAUCACAAUCAUAUUUGGUGAAAGUAAAUUUUGAUGGGACAAUUUAAUAAGUGUUAUGUAAAAAGCAGCUUUAUAUAAUGCAGUGCAGGGUUUCAUUCUGUCUUAAUAUUGUUAAUAUUAUUUUGCCAUUUUUAAUUAUUAUUUAUAGUGAUUCAUAUAUGCACAUAAUAGUAUGCAUAUUACAGUAGUACUUUUGUUUUGCUCUAAUACAGACAGGUUUGAAUUGGAUAAACCAUAAGAAAAGGUGUAUUGGAUAAGGCUGAAAUUUGUAAUAAAUGAGAUACUUGAGGUGAUUAAAAAAGGGAUUUUGACGUAGGAAAAAUCUAUUUCUGGGUGAGGAAGCCGUGUCGCCCAGUGAAAUGUGUCCUCUUUAGCACUAUUUCUAGUAAAAUAUUGCUAUGAUACCAGAGAACUGCUAAAUUGGACAUGUCAGAAGUCUCUGACUCGCUCACCUAAAUAAAAGGUGUCGGUAUAGAACUGGGGCGAGUGUUAAAACACUACCACAGCAACCCCUCCAAUUAGCCUUUUCCUCAUCAAAAGACCCUGAAAACGGGGAGCCGACCUAUAAAAGACUGAAGGAAAGAUGAAGAUGUCCUCUGUUCUGAUGCAGUUUAUUAAAGAAGUCACAGAAGGUAUUGGAUAUGCUGUGAGUUAUUUUGUUUUGCUUGAGAGAAAUGGUAGGCUGAGUCUGGCACAACCUUUUGUCUUUGUGUCUCAAACAAUAUUCACAAACAUGAUACACCCAAAUUCAUUUUUUUAUAGGGCUUCAAAAAUAGUUGCAAGACAUCAUUACUUUAAACACUAAUUGUUUUCUUGUACACCAUAUUUAUUCCUUUAUCCUUUUAACCUUCUUUUACUAAUGCGUUUCACAGAGUUUUCUGUAUUAAACAACAGGAGAAAUAAUUCAUAAAUAACAACUGGUCAGGGUAAUUCUUAAUCAUAGAUUUACAUUGUGAUACAAGACUUGCAAGCUCUGCUUGCUAUGUUUAAAUUUCAAGAGUAUUCAGGAUAAGGUUUACCAUUUUAAUCUCCAUAUUAUCCUUUUAAUUUCUUGAAAUAUCCUUAAUAGAAUUUUAUGGUGACCAAGUGAAUAUAGUUGUGUUUACUACAUUGAAAUACCUGUGAAACAUUAUCAAAACUAACCCCUCUCAUUUUGCUUGCUGGUGCAUAAUGUUAUUCCAUAAUAAUUAAAGUACAAAGGUUGAAUUUUAAUUUUGUACGUAGUGCUCAUUUUCUAAAACUAAUGAUUCAUGAAAAUACUUUAAGUAUCCAAUUUGGUAGUUCAGGGAACUUCAUGUUAUAAUGUAACACAGUACAGAGUACUAAAUUUUCAGUGGUUUCCAUUCCUGGAAACAUGGACUUGAGUUACUUGUGGUAAGCUUUCAUUUUGAAGUAACCGUCCAGUUGAUACGAACCAUGAAGGAAUAUUCUUUUUUACAUACAUUGGACUUACUCUCACUGAAUGAUUUCUUGGCAAGCUUCAAAUUUCUUUUUUAAAGGUGUCAUAGGUGUAUUUCAUCAGCCACUAAGCACUCCAUUCAUGAUUUGUAGUUUGCGUGAUAUUUUUAAUAGUUUCCAUACAUUGCUAUUUUGAGGAAUAGAAUACACUUAUGAAAAAAUGCUGGGUAAUUUGAAGUGAAGAGGUGGAAAAAGACAAGAAUUGUAGUUGUAUAAAAAUAAACAGUUGAUAUGAAGUAAUUGUAGAAAAAUAAACAGUUGAUCUGAAGUAUAUUUAAUUGUAAUUGUAGAAAAAUAAGCAGUUGAUACAAAGUAAAUUUAAUUGAAAUCUUUUGACAAUACUUUUAACUUUAUAAAAAGUGCAUUCCACCACAAGUUUUUUUUUCUAGAUGAUAAACCAAGUAUAAUAAGACUUAUGCUAGAAUAUUAAACUCAAAUUUUGAAUUUCUUUUUUUAUGUUAAUCAGUAAAGCAUAGUAGUAUAAGAUUAAGAAUUCAUCUCACUGAUUGAUGUCUUAAUGUUCAUUUGAGGAAAAUUUAGAAAUUCAUAGUAAAGGUAAAUUACAAUAUUACAUAAAUGGUAUUUUCACCAGAGCUUUUUAUAUGAAACAUGUUCUUUAGUAUGCAUUUUUUAAUUUAGGCUUGUUUUACCCUGCAAUUUAUUUUUGGGGUAUCUUUUGUUAUCAUAAAGUGCCUUGGGAAGCUGAGGAAAUUAGCACCACUAUCAACUAUUCUUAAUGCUCCUUUUCCUUCUGCUCUCUGAUGUUAUCUCAUCAUCAUCAUCAUCUUAACUUUUCUGUUACAUUUCCAUCUUUAGUACUUGGAGCAAAAUAGCAACUAAAGUACACCUAGCCAACUAAGCAAUUUAUAUGCAGUAAAUGAUUUCAGCUUACACCUGGAAAUGGUUAGAUAUUUUACAAGUGCAAACACAUUAUACUAGUAAAUCAUUUAUACUAGUAAAUCAUUAUUUACGUAUUAUACCUCUACUUUUUUAUUUAUUUCAACUUGUCUCAGUUCUGAACUAAAGCAAGUUAGCAUGAAAAGUUCCUGUCUGUUUCAGUGGCAGUGAACAGAAAAGAUUUCUGGUUGGAAAUUAAAUUCUCCCACACGUCUUAAUUCAACAUGCAUAUCUCACUGCAGUGCCUGAAUUUUUUUUAUUUUUAGUUAUAUUUGAAUUACUCUAUUAACAAUAACAAGUUCACAUUACAGUAUACGUAUUACUUGAAUAACAUAAGGAAAUGAUGAGGCUGGUCUUGCAGCUACAUAUUUUACACUGUACACUUGUAGCCUUUAGCAAAUAUUGCAACAAACUCAAAAUUACACUCUGUAAUCCCUUGUCAUUUGUAAGAGAUUAUGAGAGAAAGGUUGGUUAAAUUCAAUUCUUUCAUCAUACGUUGCUCAUUGGACUGAUUUUUUCCUAUUUUGCAGUAUUGCCAUAUUUAUUACGGGUAGGUUUACUGUACUUCAAGGCUCUCAUUUUACAAUUUUCUGUAGUCUUAACCAAUACUGAAAUUACUAAGAACAUUCUUAAUUCACAAAAGAGGUCCAGUUAUAAACUGGCUUGUGACGACUGUCAAAGCAAGUUGGCAAAUCCAAUAACAGUAUUCACUGUAGAGUGACACAGCAACUAGUCUUGGGCAAAGAAUCCUGCAUAACCCAUGAGUGUUUAGACAUUGUGUGUACCUGGGUAGAACUUAAUUUGUUUUUGUUUUCAUUAUUUCUGUUAUAUAAUAUUGCUUGUUUUCAGCAUUAUGCUAUUUUUGACUGGAUACAGUAAUCAUUUUCAGGUUAUUUUCACUCCAAGAUUCCUACUGUAUUUGUGAAGUGAACCUUUUUGCAUGGCAUUAGAGAAUUCCUCUAUCUAGUGAUAUUUUUUUGUGACGGCACAAAUAGUAUUGGAGUUUUCUUCUCUGGUGUAAACACUAGGGUUAUCUUGCUUUGGAAAUGGACAUAUAUUUUGUGAUUAUGGCUAUUUCACACCCAUAUUUUAUUAAGCAGCACUUUUUUAUUUGGUGAAGAACUUGUGUGUUUUAUAACUCCAAAUUUGGAUGCAUGAUUUACGAGGUGUGGUUACUCACUGUAAGGACUGCAGCCCGCUCCUUCCCUUAGAGAUACGACCCUUUUCCUGAGACUUUGGACCUUAUGCCCUUACUCCAUAAAGACCUUAUUGUGGCACCCAGGAGGAGGCAUUCUUUUGGCAGAAAAUGGAAAAGGGUGGCUGAAGAAAUAUAUCAGUGUUUGUGCAAGACAAAACUUUGUGUCAAAAAGCUAAUUGUGAUGAAAGCACAAAUUAAAUAUUUGAAGAUUAAGGAAAAAUACACAUCAGAAAUGCGAUAGACCAGAAAUGGGAUUUUCUAAACCGGUGAAAUAUUUCCAAAACUGAAAAUACCCUAUGAAAUAUGGGGUCAGUGAAUAUCAUUUAAAGGAAAAACAGUGCUAAAACUGUGAGCGAGAAAACUAAAUUUUUUUUGGAAUGUGAGGUAAAAAAAAAAAGGGCAAGUGCAUAACGUUGACAAAAGGCAUUUCUGUAAGUCACUACCUGUCAAUUUUUUUUCCCUUUUUCAUAUUUAAAUUUUCAAACAACAUCUUGAAUUUUAAGAAAAAUGUUUUGUGAUGUUUAUGAAUCAACACAAAAAUUGCCUGGCAGUGACUAUUAAGAUUUGCCAAGACUUUUUUUGUCAUAUAAUAAGUGCAAAUUUGUUAUCCAGUGUUGAUUAUUGCCAUUAUUUUAGUGGACCUGUGAACCUUGUCCCGUUUUAUGGGUUUGAAGGAGUGCUUCAUAUCAGUGAAGUGGACCUGCUAUAUUCUUUACAUGGUAGAAAUACCAUAUCUGUUAUGUUGUUGACAUGGACAUUUGCUGAUAGUUUUCAUCCUUUAUAUUGCUAUGGAUAUCCUAUUAUCAGGUAUAAUAUUAACAUUCUUUAUCAGUCCUGUUUGUUUCCAUAUAUAGUGUUUAAAUGUCAUAAUAAUCUGUUGUGUUUUAAAUGCAUUUAGCCCACAGUGAAGUCAGUUUGAAUCUCGCUUCGGAAUGAAGUUCUGGGGUUAUCUUAGGAACGAAAGUGAUGUUAGUGACCAUUUGACUUGUGAAUUAUUUGGCACUGACUGAAAGUCUCAUUUCAGCAGGGAAUGGACCACGUCAUCAUGGAGAUGAGUCUGAAACUAAAAAGCAUGAAUUUUUCUGAAUAAAAGUAAUAAAUGCAAGUAGUAAUUAAAUGCAUACACACAAACAUACAUACAUACCAUACAUACUACUUUUAUUUACAAUAGUAACUAACCCAAUUCCAGUUUUUAAUUUACUGUUGUGGACUAUACAAUAGUCUAUACCAUCUGCAUAGUAAAUAGGUAACUUUUAUUGCUGAGAACUGAAAUCUUUGAUUAAUACUUAUUUUAACCUGAGAAUGCUAAAUUAUAAUUUAGUUUGGAAGACACCUCAGUAAUAGUGUACAUAAACAUAGUUUUUCCUUAGAAAUCUUCACUUUAAAGAAAUUAACAUACACAUGGUAUGAUUCUUGAUUUUGACAAAAGGAAUGUAUCUUUUAUGACAGUAUUUGUGAAACCAAGUUUAUAGUUUAUUUUUUGAAUUCUAAGACAUGAUUAUUUUCUCUGAUUUAAUCCUUUGUUCAGUUCUCUUGGGAUAUUGGUUCUGAUUGCAGCUUAUUCGGUAUCCUUAUAUAGUUUACUGAAAUCAAAAUCUAAUAGUUUACUGAACUCAUAAUGUAAAUUUUGUUUCUUUGUCAUUAUUUUAAAAACUUAUUUAAUUAUUAUUUACCUCUUGAAUAUGUUACAUUUCUGAAGUAGUUUAUCAAAACAAGUUUUUGACAUUUCCAUUUCACUGAGCCUAAUACGAAGCCUUUUUCAAACUCUGUCAGAUAAGAUGAAUUUCAUUUGACAGUAGACAUCCAGGAAGAGUAAAGAUUUUAGUGUUUUUGAGCAAAUUACAAUGUUACAUUUUAAGGGGAAAAAGUUUGUGUUUAUGUUUUAAAGAGAAAAAUUUUUGCAAAAAGUAUAAGUCAGGAAAAGAUAAUACCAAGUCAGGUGGUCAUGUAUUUGGGAGAUGUCAAGAUUUCUUACAGUGCACAAAUGGAGAUUGAAUGAUAUGUAUAAAAUUAUAUGAUUUUUUCUAGUCUGCAUACAUAUAUAAAGAUAUGUUUAUAAAUAUACUUGCAAUGUAAAGGACUAGAUGUGAUUAACAAUGUGUGAAAGAUAUUCAGUGCACUGUACUUUGAUUAUCUACCCAGUAUUGCUGGAACAAAGACAGAGAGUAAAAAAUAUAAAAGCCAGAGUUUUCAAGGUUCCUUAGGCCCUUUAUUAUAGUGGGUUUUAUUUGUAUGUAGCCAGCGACAUGCAAUGUUAUGAGGAAAACAAGGGAUAAGAACUUAUAAGUCUCAUAAGAUAUUUUAAAUUCACUUGAGGUUCGUAUUCUUUAUAUUAAAGGUGGUUGAAGUUUUUGUAUGCUUUUUUAUGAGGGCUUGUUGUUGAGUGUAAUACAAAUAAAUAUCCACUAAUUAAUGAUAUAGGGUCAUAAACAGUACCAGAAAAUUUGGCUCCAUUCACCGCCACAGUACAAAAGAGGUGGGCUGAGACAGGCAGAGUCUACCUCACACAGUGUUUUGGGUCACUCAAUAAGCCACAGAGUCACAUUUCUGGUUUUGCAUAAGAAUAAUAAUAAUAAUAAUAAUAAAACAGAAGUCAAUCAAACCAGCCAUCGUUGAGUUGUACAAACAUUACCGGUAUUGUUUUUGAAGCACCAACCGAAUGCAUCUCGAUUGGGGAUGAGGUAAGAGGACCUUUGAAUAUUCAAAUUGAAAUUAUAUUUCAACUGUAAUAUUUUAAGGUACAUAUUUAUAGAGUAAUAUCUUUUACAUGGUAAUAGUACCACAUUGAAAGCAUGUGUUUGAUUUGUUUUAUUUUAUUGUAGUGUUUGUGAAAAAGUACUGAAUUUUGGUUAUAUGUGUACAUUACAUCAUAUUAGGUUUGCAUUCUUUUUUACACUUAUAACACAUGCAAAGCUUACUUGAUACAUUUUUACAGUAAAUGUAGUGAGUAUUUUAUUUACUGUGCAUUGCACAGUUUCUUACUGAUUUUAAUUCUUCUUUUUAAAAUGUGAUAGCCAUAUUCAAGUCUGCUUACCUCAUCCACUCCCAGGUCGCCCAAUACAUAACCUUUCAACUUAGCAGAUCAAACACAGUGUCAUCACGUUCUUAUCUAAUUGCAUUUACUAGCUGCUAAUGAUUAAGAACAUCAUCAUUUCAAAUUGGAUUCCUUACCUAUUCCCUAUCACCUGUCUAACCUGCUGCAUGAGAAAGGGUAAGUGUGAAUAAAGGUUUAUACAGCACUGUACAGAGGUCUGCAAUACAUUGUUGCAUUGUAGCAAGGUGAUGACAUUGUUGAUGAAUUAUCAGUAUGUAGUGAGAUCAUUAAAGUGUUGUAAAAGACAUUUCCUUGGAGGCCUCUUUUUCACUAUUGUUGUUAAUGAGAAAGCUGAACUUCACUGAAAUAAAUUCUGAUGUUAUUACCUUUAUUGAUCCAGCUACAUUUUACUGUACACAUCCCGAUACAAUGAUGACCCCAUUUACUGGUGUCUGACCUGUCCUUACAACCUGUACAUAGAUAUAGAAUAAAAUUAUUACAUAGAAA
Molecule: messenger RNA, 9621 nt
Organism: Macrobrachium nipponense
Lineage: Eukaryota; Metazoa; Arthropoda; Malacostraca; Decapoda; Palaemonidae
Product: SKI/DACH domain-containing protein 1-like
Exons: 5
Coding region: 815-1729 (304 amino acids)
Source: RefSeq, a predicted model, not a curated record